AUGUCCUUUGAGGGAUCCAGGCUCAGCAUGAGAAACAGGAGGAACGGCAUGCUGGACAGCACCCGUACCCUGUACUCCAGCGCGUCGCGGAGCACAGACGUGUCCUAUAGUGAAAGUGACCUGGUGAACUUCAUUCAAGCAAAUUUUAAGAAACGAGAAUGUGUCUUCUUUACCAAAGAUUCCAAGGCCACGGAAAACGUGUGCAAGUGUGGCUAUGCCCAGAGCCAGCACAUCGAAGGCACGCAGAUCAACCAAAACGAGAAAUGGAAUUACAAGAAACACACCAAGGAAUUUCCAACAGAUGCCUUUGGAGAUAUUCAGUUUGACACUCUGGGGAGGAAAGGGAAAUACAUCCGAUUGUCCUGCGACACCGACGCGGAAACCCUCUACGAGCUGCUGACCCAGCACUGGCACCUGAAAACGCCCAACCUUGUCAUUUCUGUGACCGGCGGCGCCAAAAACUUCGCCCUGAAGCCGCGCAUGCGCAAGAUCUUCAGCCGCCUGAUCUACAUCGCGCAGUCGAAAGGCGCUUGGAUCCUCACUGGAGGCACCCACUAUGGCCUGAUGAAGUACAUCGGGGAGGUGGUGAGAGACAACACCAUCAGCAGGAGCUCGGAGGAGAACAUCGUGGCCAUUGGUAUAGCGGCUUGGGGCAUGGUCUCCAACAGGGACACCCUCAUCAGGAAUUGCGAUGCUGAGGAGUAUUUUUCAGCUCAGUACAUUAUGGAUGACUUCAAGAGAGACCCGCUCUACAUCCUGGACAACAAUCAUACGCACUUGCUGCUGGUCGACAACGGCUGCCACGGACACCCCACAGUGGAAGCGAAGCUCCGGGAUCAGCUGGAGAAGUACAUCUCCGAGCGCACUAUUCAAGAUUCCAACUAUGGUGGCAAGAUCCCCAUUGUGUGUUUUGCCCAAGGAGGUGGAAAAGAGACUUUGAAAGCCAUCAACACCUCCAUCAAAAGUAAAAUUCCCUGUGUGGUGGUGGAAGGCUCGGGGCAGAUUGCCGACGUGAUCGCGAGCCUGCUGGAGGUGGAGGACGCCCUCACAUCUUCCAUCGUCAAGGAGAAGCUGGUGCGCUUCUUACCCCGCACCGUGUCCCGGCUGCCGGAGGAGGAAACCGAGAGCUGGAUCAAAUGGCUCAAAGAAAUUCUCGAAAGUUCUCACCUAUUAACAGUUAUUAAAAUGGAGGAAGCUGGGGAUGAAAUUGUGAGCAACGCUAUUUCCUACGCUUUGUACAAAGCCUUUAGCACCAAUGAACAGGAUAAGGAUAACUGGAACGGGCAGCUGAAGCUUCUGCUGGAAUGGAACCAGCUGGACCUAGCCAAUGAUGAGAUUUUCACCAACGACCGCCGAUGGGAGUCUGCUGACCUUCAAGAAGUCAUGUUUACGGCUCUCAUAAAGGACAGACCCAAGUUCGUCCGCCUCUUUCUGGAGAAUGGCUUGAACCUACGGACGUUUCUCACCAACGACGUCCUCACCGAGCUCUUCUCCAAUCACUUCAGCACCCUUGUGUAUCGGAACCUGCAGAUUGCCAAGAAUUCCUAUAACGACGCCCUCCUCACAUUCGUCUGGAAACUGGUGGCUAACUUCCGAAGAGGCUUCCGGAAGGAAGACAGAAAUAGCAGGGACGAGAUAGACAUAGAACUUCACGACGUGUCUCCUAUUACUCGGCACCCCCUGCAAGCGCUCUUCAUCUGGGCCAUUCUUCAGAACAAGAAGGAACUCUCCAAAGUCAUUUGGGAACAGACCAGAGGCUGUACUCUGGCGGCCCUGGGAGCCAGCAAGCUUCUGAAGACUCUGGCCAAGGUGAAGAAUGACAUCAAUGCUGCUGGGGAGUCUGAGGAGCUGGCAAAUGAGUACGAGACCCGCGCAGUGGAGCUGUUCACGGAGUGUUACAGCAACGACGAGGACCUGGCCGAACAGCUGCUGGUCUACUCCUGUGAAGCAUGGGGUGGAAGCAACUGUCUGGAGCUGGCGGUGGAGGCAACAGACCAGCAUUUCAUUGCUCAGCCCGGGGUCCAGAAUUUUCUUUCCAAGCAAUGGUAUGGAGAGAUUUCCCGAGACACCAAGAACUGGAAGAUUAUCCUGUGUCUGUUUAUUAUUCCCUUGGUCGCCUGUGGCUUUAUCUCAUUUAGGAAGAAGCCCAUUGACAAGCAUAAGAAGCUUCUGUGGUACUUCGUGGCGUUCUUCACCUCCCCUUUUGUGGUCUUCUCGUGGAACGUGGUCUUCUAUAUCGCCUUCCUUCUGCUCUUUGCCUACGUGCUGCUCAUGGAUUUUCACUCCGUGCCCCACCCCCCCGAGCUGGUCCUCUACGCUCUGGUCUUCGUCCUGUUCUGUGAUGAAGUGAGACAGUGGUACGUUAAUGGGGUGAAUUAUUUUACCGACUUGUGGAACGUUAUGGACACACUUGGUCUUUUUUACUUCAUAGCAGGAAUUGCAUUCCGGCUCCACCCUUCUAAUAAAACCUCUUUGUAUUCCGGACGAGUCAUUUUUUGCCUGGAUUACAUCAUAUUCACUCUAAGGUUGAUCCACAUUUUCACUGUAAGCAGAAACUUGGGACCCAAGAUUAUAAUGUUGCAGAAGAUGCUGGUAGACGUGUUCUUCUUCCUGUUCCUCUUCGCUGUGUGGAUGGUGGCCUUCGGGGUGGCCAGGCAAGGGAUCCUCAGGCAGAACGAGUAUCGCUGGAGGUGGAUAUUCCGCUCGGUCAUCUAUGAGCCCUACCUGGCCAUGUUUGGCCAAGUGCCCAGUGACGUGGAUGGUACCACAUACGACUUUUCCCACUGCACCUUCACCGGGAACGAGUCCAAGCCGCUGUGUGUGGAGCUGGACGAGCACAACGUGCCGCGGUUCCCCGAAUGGAUCACCAUCCCGCUGGUGUGCAUCUACAUGCUCUCCACCAACAUCCUGCUGGUCAACCUGCUGGUCGCCAUGUUUGGCUACACGGUGGGCAUGGUUCAGGAGAACAACGACCAGGUCUGGAAGUUCCAGAGGUACUUCCUGGUCCACGAGUACUGCAGCCGCCUCAACAUCCCCUUCCCUUUCGUCGUCUUCGCUUACUUCUACAGGGUGGUGAAGAAGUUCUUCAAGUGCUGCUGCAAGGAGAAAGACGUGGAGUCUUCCGCCUGCUGUUUCAAAAAUGAAGACAACGAGACUCUGGCAUGGGAGGGUGUCAUGAAAGAAAAUUACCUUGUCAAGAUCAACACAAAAGCCAACGACACGUCAGAGGAAAUGAGGCAUCGAUUUAGGCAGCUGGAUACCAAGCUGAAUGAUCUCAAGGGUCUUCUGAAAGAGAUUGCUAAUAAAAUCAAAUAAAACUUUACGGAUGCUGAUGGAGGAAAAUCUCAUCAUAGAAGGUCAUCUCAGAUAUCUAAGGGAGAAAGAUUCAAGGAAUGCUGACUGAGCAACAAUUUUCUUAUUGCCCUAACUGAGAUUGGUCAGGCCCUGGGUACACAGCAGAUGGUUUUAAUCACUCUAGCGUGCUCAAAUCUGAGAAUAAAACGUGUGAUUGAUUUCACACGUGAGGAUGGACAGACAAGAAGAACAUCUCCUACGACGGGCUUCCCCUGCAAGUGGCCCUAUUACUUUGAGUCUCUGUGACUAGUUCUUGCUGUUGAUCAUUUUAAAGUGUGUUCCUGCGUCCUCGUUUUUCCUUCGCUUUUCUGACUUUUGACCCACGCCUAUGAUGUAACAUGUCUCCUAGGAAUGAGAACCUGGUCGUGCUUCCCUGCGGUAGCGUUAUUUUGUUUAUCUUCAGUUGAUUCUCCACUAUUUUCUAAAGUUUUGUAUUAUGUGACUAAUUAUUUGGCAUAUUGUUAAGUUUCCCAAAUCAGAUCAAACUCUAAAACAUGCUGGAGCAAGAGGACUCUGCUCCUUUCAGGAGAAAUUACUUUCAUUUCUCUUUAUGCUUUUUAUCUAUCAAAGGCUAUCAUAGCAUCUUUCCCUCUCAACAUUCACCAGGAACUCCAACUGAAAGAAGUACCCCAUCCUUAACCAUGUGAAAAAUCACCACCAAUAAAUGGAAACCUGAGAGGCACCACUGAUUUUGUUCUCAUUGGGUGCUCCUCAUAUUUAUGAUUUUCUGAUUAAAAGUAAUUCAUGAAUAUUCUAGAAAAUUUAGACUACCCAGAAAAGUAGAAUGAAUAUAAAUAGUCCCACUACCUGAAGGUAAUCACUCUUAACAUUUCUGGAUGUUUUUCCAAGUCUGUUUUUUUCUAUGCAUGUUUUAUUUCUCUUUUAAAAUUUUACCUAGUGUCAUCAUACCACAUAGAGAAUUUUACAUAAGCUUUUUCACUUAAUAUUUAACCAAAGACGUUUUCUUUAUAUUCAUGGUCUUCUUAAACGUUAUAUUAAUAAUUGUGUAAUAUUCAACCUCUAGUGAUUUCUGUAAUGUUGGUCACUGAAGACUGUUUCCAGUUGGCCAGUGGAGUGAGCAUCUUUGUGCAUGAAUCUUUUUCUACAUUUGGGAAAAUUUCCCAUGGCUAGGUUCCGAGGAAUAUGUAUUGAUCGUCAAAUCAUUUACAAGGGUUUCUCGUAAGUGUAUAGCAAAUAGGAAUUAUUAACUUGAGUAUAGGAUAUGCCAUACAUGAACCUAGAACUAUUAAAAUAAAAUAUUAUAUUUAAUCCUUAGUUUAGGAAGAAGCCAAUAUACUUAUUUAAAUAUAAUAGAUGGUGAAGGCGUUGGUAUAGAAUUGGAGAGGCUAUCUUGUUGAACACUCUAGUCUCAGUUUUCUCUGGAAGUAGUGGAACUUUGCCCAAAAGAGAUGUGCUGGAAGUAUAUAAGGCAAUCUAAAUAUCCAUAAAUAGUUAUUUCAGCCUUGAAUAGACUGUAGACUCAGUGGCUGAAGAAGGAAAUCUUAGAAGGAAACUAUUAAAAGAUCAUCUGAUUAGAAAAAUUACAAAGGCAUGAACCAAAAAAAGGUUUUUUUUCAUUUUGUCUGGGCAGUAGUUAAAAUGACUACUCAUAACAUUCAUAACGUUUGCAGGGAACGAACACAAAUAGAAGGUGUCUUUUUACUUAAAUCUCAUUAAUGGCCUAAAAGGGAAUCUUAUUCAAUGGGGUUGAUCCGUUGUGAUUUUGGAUGCUGAAAGUCGAUGGGAGAAAUUUUACAUGACAAAAUUUGUCAGUGAAUGGAAUUUUCAGAAUUUCUCCAUGAGGGAAUCUCGCUUUCAUUUCACUGUGGCAACUAGGAUAUCUGCCUUUCCUGAGACCACUAAGAAGAGGCUUAUGUCAUCUCCAUGUUGACUGGAAAAAUGGAAGUCUAUGGCAUUGUACGUAAGAUGGUGCAGGGAGAAAAAACAGUCCCAACCUCUUACCCUCGAUUUAAGUAGUGAAUUUGAAGAAAAUUAGUAAAUAAAAUUGAAAACCUCAUCAUAGCAUGAUUCACAACAACCAAGGACAUGGAAGCAACCCAAGCGCCCAUCAACAGAUGAUUGGAUAAAGAAGAUGUGGUAUAUAUAUACAAUGGAAU
Messenger RNA from Equus caballus (horse), 5471 nucleotides. The record is from RefSeq and is a predicted model, not a curated record. NCBI's taxonomy places the organism in Eukaryota, Metazoa, Chordata, Mammalia, Perissodactyla, Equidae.